Messenger RNA from Ricinus communis (castor bean), 1276 nucleotides. Its product is annotated as biotin carboxyl carrier protein of acetyl-CoA carboxylase. The transcript has 8 exons. Bases 197 to 973 code for a protein of 258 amino acids. Lineage: Eukaryota; Viridiplantae; Streptophyta; Magnoliopsida; Malpighiales; Euphorbiaceae. The record is from RefSeq and is a predicted model, not a curated record.
UCAUCGGUGGUGGAGAAACAGAGGAGAGGGGGCGGACAUUACAAAGAAACGCACGCUCCAACAUCCAAACGUGUCGCUGAACUAACCAAAUAGACUCAUUUCUAUAAGUUGUUGUUGCUUCUUUUUGUUCUUCUUCUUCUCCCAAAACAAAGACAAUUCCUUAAUUCGCUUCCAUUUCUUGGAUUUCUCUCUAACAAUGGAGUCCUCCUCUAUCGCUCUCCAAUGUAAAAUGUACGGACAGCGGUUAACGGUGGGGAGGAAGCUCAUGUCUUCUUCUUAUCCAAAAAUGAGGCGAAACGUGAUGUCAGUGUCGUGUGUAAAAGCACCUGAAGUUGGUGCUACGGCUAAAUCUGAUGCUGCUGAUGGCGCUGUUGAGAAGACUAGACCUCGAACCGCAACUUUUCCUAGUGGAUUUGAAGCAUUGAUGCUAGAGGUCUGUGAUGAGACAGAGGUUGCUGAACUCAAACUCAAGGUUGGAGACUUUGAAAUGCAUUUGCGCCGCAAUGUUGGGGCUACAAAAGCUCCUUUAUCCCACAUUUCACCCAUUGAACCACCACCAAUCCCCACUAAGCCCAUGGAUGUUCCAGCUACUGUUGCUGCACCACUGUCACCUCCAAAACCCUCUUCUGAAAAAGCCACUCCAUUUACAAAUGUCUCCUUUGGGAAGUCAGCCAAGUUAGCUGCCUUAGAGGCUUCUGGAGCCACUGGAUACGUUCUAGUAGCUUCUCCAACAGUUGGCUCGUUCCGAAGGAACAGAUCAGUGAAAGGAAAAAGGCAGCCUCCCAUCUUUAAAGAGGGUGAUUUGAUUAAGGAAGGACAAGUGAUAGGAUACUUGGAUCAAUUUGGUACUGAACUUCCUGUUAAGUCAGAUGUGGCUGGAGAAGUCUUAAAGCUCCUUUUCGAUGAUGGAGAUGCUGUUGGGUAUGGAGACCCUCUUGUUGCAGUCUUGCCAUCAUUUCAUGGUAUCAAGUGAGCUUUCUGUCGUUGUUAUGGCAAUCAUGACGCGUUCUUGAAAAGCUACAAAGUAUUGCAGAUUGUUUCACAAGUUUUUUUGGCAUUACCAUUCUCUUGAUCAUUUAAUUGUGCCACUAUAAAACCAUAGUUUUCGUGAACUGAAUAAUUGACCAAAGCAGUAGUUUGGGAAGUUUUCCAGGUGUGUUAAUAGUUUGUAGACUAGUGAAGCUAUAGAUAUUUGUUUCUUGUUUGUAUCACUCCCAUUGAAGUACAUUUGGGGCAUUUCUGACAAUAUCUUCUAUGCAAUUAUUCUGCUUCGAUA